Messenger RNA from Xenia sp. Carnegie-2017, 447 nucleotides. RefSeq names its product cleavage and polyadenylation specificity factor subunit 1-like. Gene Ontology annotation, molecular function: protein binding; nucleic acid binding. The record is from RefSeq and is a predicted model, not a curated record. Gene Ontology annotation, cellular component: mRNA cleavage and polyadenylation specificity factor complex; nucleus. The transcript has 5 exons. Bases 1 to 447 code for a protein of 148 amino acids. Lineage: Eukaryota; Metazoa; Cnidaria; Anthozoa; Malacalcyonacea; Xeniidae.
AUGGCGGUUUCUAGUGUUUCAGACAGUGACAUGAAUUUGGUCGUGUAUCGUUAUAAACCUGAAGAUCCGGCCAGUAUCGGUGGACAAAAGCUAUUGCAUACCGCUGACAUAAACAUCGGUAGCUGUGUGACGUCAUUCUUCAGAUGUCGUGUAAGGUCUGAGAAGACUGGGGGCGAUAAACCGAAAGAUCAAAGGCAAGCAUCAUGGUUUGGAACGCUUGAUGGCGGUAUUGGUUUUGUCUUACCAGUACCUGAGAAAACAUUUCGUCGACUUCAUAUGGUACAAAACAUGUUAAUUCAUUGUAUGCCGCAUUAUGCCGGUCUUAAUCCUAAAGCAUUCAGCUACAUUCUUUUUCUCUUUAUCUUUGUCUUUCUAACUUUCGGUUUAUUCGGAGCCGAAGAUCGUGAUAAACGCCAUAGCAAAAAUGCACAUGUUUCUUUUAUUUAA